AUGUCCUCGUCGCCUGGAUGUUCUUUAGUGAGCCUCCUUGUCCCAAAAAGAAAAUUUUUGACCUAUGAGGCUAAGCAAGUUAUCGCAGCUUUCAUAUUUUACAUGGUAACCCGAGAAGGCAUGUUCUAUGCUACACUUCGACAAGCAUACUUUCUCUCGCCUCUAUAUGCCAGCCGUAUUUCGUCGAGGACUGUCUUAUUCAUGGCGGUCCCUAAGGCCCUUCUCACUGAGUCUAAGAUGACGAAGGUUUUUGGAAAGUCUAUCCGGCGGAUCUGGAUUACCAGAGACUGCAAAAAGCUGGAUGAGCUAGUGCAGAGCAGGGACAACUUGGCGUUGCGGCUUGAGCGCCUAGAGACAGAUCUAAUCAAGUCUGCAAACCUGGCAAGAUCUAAAGCGAUGAAAAGGCAGAAGAAUGAUGAAGAAUGUGCAGCUGAUGACGGAGCCCGCCCCGAAACCACAGGCUGCGAUUUUGAUUCCGUCCCUUGGGCCAAGAAAGUGAAACGACCCACACAUCGCCUUCGCUAUUUCACAGGCAAAAAGGUUGAUUCCAUUGAAUGGUUGCGGUCCGAGCUUGAGAAAGUGCUUCCGGAAGUCGAGAAACUACAGAAGAAACAUCGAGAUGGGGGUGCAAAGCCAAUUCCUGCUAUCUUUAUCGAAUUCGAUUCGCAAGCAGCUGCGCAGACUGCAUAUCAAAUGCUGUCCCACCACCAGCCAUUCCAAAUGACACCCCGUUAUAUCGGAAUUACGCCUCAACAAAUUAUCUGGCCUGCCUUGCAAUAUAGCUGGUGGUCCAGAAUUGUGCGGAAAUUCCUGGUCCAAGCGGCUAUUACUGCCCUGAUAAUAUUCUGGUCGAUUCCUUCCGCCUUUGUCGGAAUGAUAUCGAAUGUGGCAUAUCUAAGCAAUCUCCUCCCAUUCCUUAGCUUUAUCAAUAAACUCCCCCAAGUAAUUCAGGGCGUUAUCAGUGGGUUGCUUCCCGCUGUAGGACUUGCUUUGCUGAUGUCACUGGUACCCGUUUUGCUCAGAUUUCUGGCACGACAAUCAGGACUUCCAACCACCGUCCACGUCGAAUUGUUUACGCAGAACGCCCACUUUUGCUUCCAGGUCGUGCAGGUAUUCCUUGUAACGACGCUAACCUCCGCAGCCUCAGCCGCAACAAGCCAAAUUAUCAAGGAUCCCAUGUCGGUGAAAGAUUUACUCGCAAAGAAUCUUCCAAAAGCUUCAAAUUUCUAUAUUUCCUAUUUCCUUCUUCAGGGUCUAGUCUUGAGUGCUGGUGCUGUGGUGCAAGUGGUGGGAUUUUUGAUUUUCAAAAUAUUCGUUGCAUUUUUUGACACCACUCCGCGCAAAUUGUAUGAACGAUGGACAUCAAUGAACGGAUUGCGUUGGGCUACGGUUUUCCCAGUUUUCACAAAUAUGGUCGUGAUAGCAAUUACCUACUCUUGCAUCGCCCCUCUUAUUCUCGGGUUCUCCUCAUUCGGCUUGUACCUAGUCUACCAAGCCUACCGAUACAAUUUGCUUUUCGUCUACGACUCUGAUGUUGACACCAAGGGCCUAAUCUACCCGCGUGCACUUCAACAAGUAUUAACAGGCGUAUACCUCUCCUCCGUCUGUAUGAUUGGCUUAUUCGCCAUUAAGGGUGCCAUAGGACCGGUGAUCAUGAUGGUCCUCUUCAUCAUAUUGAUGAUUCUAGCGCAUAUAUCCUUGAACGACGCACUGCGCCCACUCCUGUCCGCACUUCCCCGUACGCUCGAACAAGCUGAAAGGCUGGGCGAUGGUGAUGAUGACGACAGCAACAAAGACAUGGGUGAGCAGGACGACAGCGCAAGCAGCUGCCAAGACGAUGCAACAAGCGAGAAAUCACCCAUCAGCCCAGCAAGCGGCAGCAACGAAAUUCCCAGCCCAAUCUCCAUCUCCUCCAAACUCAAGCGCGCAACCCAGACAACGAUAACACUAGCUGAAAUCACGCGAGCAGGCACGUCGACCGAAAUUCCGGCCUUCCCACAUCAAAAACCCAGUGCUCUGCAAACGAUUCUGCGCAAAUUCUCCUACUUCAUUCACUCCAUCGUACAGCCACAUAUUUACAUCGAUUACUCCACGCUACGUAAGCGGAUCCGGCAGGGCACGCCAAUCGAGUACUCAGACGAAGUGGCGGACAAUGCAUAUUACCCGCCCUCAGUGUGGAGUCCGACGCCGCUGCUGUGGGUACCGCGCGAUGCGGGAGGGAUUAGCCGUCGCGAAGUGGAGUUAACGAGCCGUGUGACGCCGAUGACGGAUGAGGAGGCUCAUCUGGACGAGAGAAAUAAGGUAAAGUGGGAUGAGGUGAAGAGUCAGCCUCCCAUAUGGCAGGAGAAGGUAUUUUAUUAA
Histoplasma mississippiense is the source of this 2361-nucleotide messenger RNA. RefSeq lists its product as hypothetical. The transcript is spliced from 3 exons. Gene Ontology annotation, cellular component: plasma membrane. Lineage: Eukaryota; Fungi; Ascomycota; Eurotiomycetes; Onygenales; Ajellomycetaceae. Gene Ontology annotation, molecular function: calcium-activated cation channel activity. The coding region runs from base 1 to 2361 and encodes 786 amino acids. The record is from RefSeq and is a predicted model, not a curated record.